Molecule: messenger RNA, 2416 nt
Organism: Carassius auratus (goldfish)
Lineage: Eukaryota; Metazoa; Chordata; Actinopteri; Cypriniformes; Cyprinidae
Product: protein ABHD14A-like
Exons: 5
Coding region: 241-1059 (272 amino acids)
Cellular component (GO): cytoplasm
Source: RefSeq, a predicted model, not a curated record
UCCACACGGAACUAUUAUUGUGGAAGACGCGUUGACGCUGCGCGAUUGUGACUACACGCGAAUUAUGAUCAAUCGCAAACUUUCCGACAGCCAUCGAUUAUUGGACAUUUACAGGGUUGCGUAUAUUUUUUAGUUAAAAUGGAGUCUGGAGGUUUAAUCUGCUGCGAUUAAUGGUUGCUCCUCGUGUCAGCCGGUUAAACCGAGUGUGAUUGUUUCAUCUGCGGUGAUUAAUGGGUUUACAUGCAGAUGAUGAACUUCCUCCGCAACCGUCUGGUUGUGUUGGGGCUGGUGCUGCUGGCCACAGUGCUGCUGUAUCUGCUGCUGCCCUCCAUGCGGCAGGGGAGCAAGGAGCCGUCUCUGGAGGUGCAGCAGCGGAGGGGUCUGAUCGCCGCCUCUCCUCCUCCGCCGCCGCCGCAGAACAGCGUCAACAUCACGGUGAGGACCGGACAGCUGCCCGGAGACCCGCCGCUCUUCUUCAGAGAGGCUCUGCCUGUGGACAGCGCUGGGCGACAGAUUGUGCCCAGGCUGCAGAUGGUGCUUCUUCAUGGUCAGGCCUUCACCUCUAAGACUUGGGAGGAGUUGGGCACCCUCAGCUUGCUGGCAUCCAAUGGGUACCAGGCCCUCGCUCUCGACCUGCCCGGUUUUGGGAAUUCUCCAGACUCCGAGUCUGUAAAGUCGGAUCAGAGCCGCGUGGACCUGCUAAAGCGUUUUCUGGAGUCUCUGGGCGUGCGAGCACCGGUGUUACUGAGCCCGUCUAUGAGCGGCCAUUACGCCCUGCCGUUCCUCCAGAAACACAGCACCCAGCUGCAUGGCUUUGUGCCCAUCGCCCCCGUGGGCACCCGUGGCAUCACCCCACAGCAGUACCGCGACAUCCAGACUCCUACACUGAUCAUAUACGGAGAGUUAGACACCAACCUGGGCGCCCAGUCUCAGAAGAACCUGAUUCAGCUGCCUCAUCACACCGUGGUGAAGCUGGCAGGAGCGCGGCACGCCUGUUACAUGGACAAACCCCGCGACUUCCACCGCGCUCUGCUCGACUUCCUCAGCAAACUCCAAUGAGGGACGGAGAGAGUGAGAGCGGCUCAAACGCACAUUGACUUUGGAAGAAACUGGUGAAGAAAAAGACCGACGCGAGACAAGAAAAUGAUGAAGAGGACUGCGGUGCAGCUGUAAAACCAGUCCUGAAGUGAAAAUCAGCCGUCCACAUCAACUCACUCCUUAUAAUUUCCCUGCGUGCACCGUCAAGAGAUUAGAAAUUAUAAUAUAUCCAACAAACAAAUCUUCUGCAGAAUUACUAUAGUAGAGCUUCUUUUGUAGAUUGUAAACAUUUCCUUUCAUCAGUUUUGACCAUGUUGCCUGUAAUGGCUUGACUUUUGUUAAAUUUUCCCGCCUGAAGGUUGUUCUGUAAUGCUGUUCUCCUGGUUUCCAGUCUGAGGGAGGUUCCUGUCACAUAGUUGCCAUGGGCUUCUUUCUGAGAGAUGUACCUGUUAACACAAUUGCCAUGGUUUUCAGGCUAAGAAGUGUUCCUGUGUAUCAGUUGGCAGGGUUUCCAGACUGACAGUUAUUCCUAUAACACAUUUGCCAUAGGUUCUAGUCUGACAGUUGCUCCUAAUAACAUGGUUGCCAUGAUUUCCAUGUUUUCCGGUAACUCAGGUGCCAUGUUUUCUGGUCUUUGGCUGUUCUUUUAAUAUAAAUUCCAUGGUUUCUUGUACGAGGGUUGUUUUUUUUAAUACGAUUGUCAUGGUUUUCUGUAACUUGAGUCACAUAAAGCCAAAAAUCAGUGUCCCUCCAUCUUAAAUAUGCUUGACAGAUGUCUUGACAAGAACAUCUCAGAGAAGAAAACAUUGUUUAAUCACUUUUGGCUUGAAUAGGUUUGUCUUCUCAUCGAGUGAAACCAUCCAGAGUGUUCACACCAGCAGUUGGCACAUGCAUACUAUUGAACGUAGCAUGUAAGUGUGUGAAUGACGCACCGUAUAGUUUUAGAAGAGCAAAAAUAGAGACUAAAGUUGUGGUAGGCUUAUUGGAAGCCUGUAAAUUAAGUUUUUCGUUAUCAGUAGUUGUCAGACUUGUACUGGCAGUAGAUUAUUCCUCAUAUUAAAAAGAAAAUUUCCUGAGACUGCAGAGAAGAAAAAGGGUUCACUAAAUGGUGCUGGUAUUUCAUUACCACACCUAAAAAUAUAGGUGUUCAUUACAUAUUUAUUAUUUAUUGCUUAAAGCUUCUUCAUGACAGAAACCGUAAUGUGUGGUAUUUAUGUGCUGUGGUCUGUUGUUUUGUUUGUUUAUAGCUUGAAUAUAUUUUAGAGGACCGUGAGGCACCUCUGACAUCCCAAAUCUUCGAUCUGAAGGGAUGCAUGGUACUGCAGAGCCAUGAAACGUACUUUUGUUCAAUGCAAAAUAAAGUUCAUUCAUUAAUGUU